This is a messenger RNA of Neocloeon triangulifer, 2008 nucleotides long. RefSeq lists its product as uncharacterized. Bases 39 to 947 code for a protein of 302 amino acids. NCBI's taxonomy places the organism in Eukaryota, Metazoa, Arthropoda, Insecta, Ephemeroptera, Baetidae. The transcript is spliced from 2 exons. The record is from RefSeq and is a predicted model, not a curated record.
CGCAAAGCAGGCGUGAGUCAGUCAGUGGUGUUCUAGCCAUGGCGGGCUCCUGGUGUCUGAAAGCGCUCUUCUGCUCCUUGCUCGUAGCUUUUUCCACAUGUGCGCCGCACGUAAACAAAGACGCGCGUAAAUUCGACUCAGAAGCACCAGUGGAGCCGAUAGCUGACAGCCAGCACGUGUACCCCUCAUUUGCCCUGCCCCUGGGUCAUGGGCAGCCCCGUCAGGCGGUGGCCGAUCCCCAUGCGGUCCCCGAGCUGAUCCCGGACAGCCAACACUACUUCCCUUCCUUCUCUUCGAUCUUCUCCAACAACCCCCUUGGGCACUCGCGCCCCCCGGUUUACGAUGACCCCCCUACCAACCACCGGCCCAGACACAUCCCCUAUGCACUGCAACAGGCCAACUCCUUCGAUGCAUUCGCCUCCACCAACAAGGACAAAGCGACUUCCAAAGAGCAGCCGACCACUGACCACAGUGUCCUCGGCUCGGGCAACUUUGGGGUCAUCAAAGGAGGCACUUUCUACGAGGACGACUACGAUUCCGGAAGCAGCAACGACGACUUUUUCUACUACGGUGGCGGACGUCCCUCUUACAGUUACAACUACCGUCCGAGCCACGGUGCCGCCUCGAAUGGUGACGACUUCUUCGCAAACUUCCGCGACUUUGCGGAUAUCACGGCACCCAAGCAGGGCGCCUUUUCGGAGCUCCACGUCGUCUACGCUAACAAGAACGGCACCCUUGCAGAUGUGCCUGCCGGAGGUGCACCCAGGAACAUCUUUGAGCAAUUGCAGCAGUUGGAGCAGAAGCCGCCCAAGAAGGUGAGCAAAUCCAAGAACAAGCUGACCAAGUACCAGCAGAAGGAGGCCUCCAAAGUGGAGUGGAAGAAACUCAAAUUCCAGCAAUCUCCCAAAGACUACAUGUACCAGGAGCCGCUGCUUGCGCUCAGUUGAGAGCGACAACAAUUCUUACAGUGAUCCGAAGACUCUUUGUGCUGCUGAUUGAUUGCUUGGUUGAAAAUGCGUUUGAGAGUCGAGUUUUUUUUAAAGGCCAUAAAAAGAUUUGCUUUCGUAGGAAAAGACGCGCAGCAUUUUUUUAAUUGCAAAUAAAAAUAAACUUGGCAAGUUAAUCUGAGCAAUAUAAUUUUAGUGUUAACGAUAGUUCAAAAUACAAAAUGCUUUGUCUUGCAAAGCGUAUUGCAAAAUGAGUUUAAAAUUUUAUGACCCACCACUAUUAGUUUAUUCCCUGUAAUGAGCAUUUUACAACAAGUUCUAUUCCCGGACCAUUUUAUUUGUUGCUGCCGCGAGGAAGCAACUCGGUAGUUACAAGUAAGUGAAACCCCACCAGAGAUUUAAACUAAAACUAAUGGCCUGGUAAUACAAAAUGUUGCAAAUAUGCAGAGAAAAAUACGCGCCUUUUGCCUCCGAACGUAUAUCUUGCCAAACAAACGAAAACAAACGUAAAUUCAUAGUUUACUAGGGGCUAAAUUUGCUGAUAUCCUGGUUGCGCCUGGUUGUAUUAACUUCAUUCAUCGCUCCCAUUAUUAAACCGCACGAAGGUACAAUUACUCGCAUGCAUCGUCUACUUAAUUUGAGGUUGUUUUCCCAGCGAUAAAUUAUACAAGUAUAUGCUGAGCAUACACAAAAGAUGUUGGCGAUCAGGAUGUACAAAACAAAUGAAAAGACAGUGAGGCAAUUUUAAUUUUUCACGACUGCAAAAGUUGGUAAAUGAGGAUCAUGAUCGCCAGCAGCAAAAACUGACACAACAGGAAUGAAUAUUAAAUUUUGCAUUUAUGAACGGCAGACAAAUGAAAAAUACGAAUUAUCUCAUCCUGACGAUUUUCAUUGCGUGGGUUUUCCCCACUUCUUAAAUACGUUGGCAAUGAGAGAAAUGACGUGUUUCUGUAAAUAAUGAUAUUGUGUGUAAAUAUUAGAGUAUAUGAUAGUGCUUUAUAUGACUAAAAAUAAAUGAAUUAGCUGAAGCUAUCGAAAUAUUUUUGUAGUUGACAAUAAAG